CUAAAUGCAAUACAUGACUUAACGUGUGAAGCUGCAAUUGUUGCUGGAAUGUUAUUCCAGCCCAGAUUCUCAGCAUUGGAGCUUGUGGGGUUGUAGGAAACUGUUGCUUUCGAAGUCCUUCUCGAGAGUUAUCGUAAGAAGUGAUUGCCCUCUAACGGCAAGUAACUCUAAAGAUUGUUUGUGAGUCAGUUGGGAAGUUGUGGCUGGACGGAUAUGACCAAUGACUUGCAACAGUGAAAUAUAGGGCUUCAGGUGGCGUCGGUGCUUUUGCCGUCAAGCUGGUCAAUCAUGGUCAAGCGGUGGAGGUCCCUGUUCUAUGGGGCAUUCUUGAUGCUUUACAAAUAGAUUCUAACCUUCUGAAGCUUUUAUCUGUUGGGGACUGGGUGGGCAGUGGUGGACGGUGAGAGCUUAGAUUCAUGUUGACUUCGGAAGCGGACGAAAUAAAUGGCAUCUUGUAACGGGUCGUAUUGAGAGAGUGAGAGAUCGCUGAGCGAUGCGAUAAACAGGAGGAGAGUGUAUGCAUGAUUCGUAAAACAGUAGUUUUGUCUCGGAAUUGUGGGGUAUAGAGUUAACGAUUGCGAUUGAUUCCAUGCACAGUGUGAGCCAUAGCACUAUAAUGUCGAAUUGAGCUGUCCAGCGCGAUCGUUGAGCGGAGAGAUUCUAGUCCUGAUUGCUGAUUGGGAUGAAAGCAUUGAGUAGGAAAAAAUGGAGAAUUUAGAGUGUGGCAAUUGAGUUGGUGCGUGUUGCCACAGCUUGCGUGCCGCAUUAUCAGAGUUUCAAUCAAUUUGUACAGAUGGAGACGUCUCAGUUGAGCGAUUACUGGGCAGGCUCGCAACUUUUAGGCAACUCAUCGUUUGGACCCGGAGUGCGGGUAGAUUCUGUGUCUGGAUCGCAGUAUUUCGUGGUGGAGUUCUUCCUAAGCGCGAUUGUUUUCACCGUCUUCAACCUUGUGUUUCAAAGGCUACACGAGCCGAGCUUGAUACCGCCAAGGCUAUCUGCGUGGAAUUUUUUGUGUCAAACUCACGUCCUGCGGCGAAACCCAACCGUAGUGUUACACAAUCUAGUGAAGCGGUAUGGACCUGUGACGCAUGUGAAGUUGUGGUCUCAAGACUUGCUCGUGCUUUCCUCGGUUGCAGCAGUUGAGGAAUUUUACAAACUCCAUGAUAUGGAAUUCGGAGAUAGACCUUCCUCCAUGAACAGAGUGACUCUGUCGAAUAGCAUCAACUCCUCGUGCUUUCCGCCUCUUGCAACCUACUGGAAGCACCUCCGUUUUGUUCUGGACAUGACAACCUCGACGCCUUUCGACAAGGGCACAAUAUGCGGGUUCGAGUGGGCGUUGGAGGCUCUGCAUCACCACCCCAGCAUUGUGGCAGGUGUCUGAGGAAGUCGAACGUAGCCUAGGCUCCCGAUCUCACAUAGAAGACUCCGACUUAGCGAAGCUGCCCUACCUUCAAGCAGUAGUGAAAGAACUUUUCCGGCUCUAUCCACCUUGCGCAUUUUCCUUCCCCCACGAAUCCUUCGACGAGUACUGCCACAUCUUUGGAUAUGAGGUUUCCCCCCGAACGCAGGUGCUAAUCAACAUCUACACUAUACAGCGAGACCCUGCCGUCUGGACUAACCCCAAUGAGUUCAACCCAACCCGAUUCAUCACCCAUCCAGGGAUCGACAUGCACGGCCAGCACUACCAGCUUCUGCCAUUCGGAGGCGGUCGACGGCAAUGUCCCGCCACGAAGCUAGCGAUCCGGUACGUGCAAUCCGGCCUUGCUCGUUACUUUCACGACGCUCGCAGCUCGCACAUGAUUCCGCAUUCAACAUGUCUAGAAGACGACCUCUAAAAGCAAGGUUCGUUUUUUUUCUAUACCCCAAAAGUUAAAAAACUAGUCUCACCCCUGCAACGAGACAUCCAACUGGAGUAAAAUACAUCAACUCCCUCACCGGCCUCCGAUUAUCAGCAGACUAAGUUAUGGAGAUUAAAAGUGAAGUAUCGUGUAGGAGUAGGACACAGCACUUCCGGGGAUGAUGUUAGCUCGUUUCCCAUACACUAGUUUGCUUCGGCACAGCGAAGCUCACACAUCGAUGGCAUGAGCAGAUAGCUGCAUCGAUGUUGCGGUAAUCCUUGGCAACGUCGCGGCGGAGACUUAUUUUUCCAAAUCCAUUUCAAUCCAUCGGAGAAUGGGGCUGGUUGCGUCGUGGCUGCGAUGCCGAGCUUGAGGCUUUUCGAAGUUUUCUUCGUGUUGACGGCACUGGUGCAGCGCAUUUGACGCUCCUUUUUUCUUAUUAGCCCUUUUUGUGGGGUCCUUGAUUGAUAAGGCUUUGUAAUGAAAGUCCAUCUCAGGAUUCCUCCAUUUCUCAAUUCUUAUUUCUCAUUUUUUCAGAAUGUUCUGACGCAGCUUCCCUCUCCAUGUUCAUUUUUGUGAAAUUUCAAUUAUAAAUUAUCUCUUUUUUUUUUA
Physcomitrium patens is the source of this 2450-nucleotide messenger RNA. RefSeq names its product (S)-1-hydroxy-N-methylcanadine 13-hydroxylase CYP82X2. Gene Ontology annotation, molecular function: oxidoreductase activity, acting on paired donors, with incorporation or reduction of molecular oxygen; heme binding; monooxygenase activity. Lineage: Eukaryota; Viridiplantae; Streptophyta; Bryopsida; Funariales; Funariaceae. The record is from RefSeq and is a predicted model, not a curated record.